AUGCCUUCCAAAAGAUCUCAUUCAGUAACUUCUGAAGAUAUGGAAGGAGAAAACGAAGAAGAAGAAUUCAAACCUUCCAUUUCACCUUCUCCUCCUAUCACACCUAAGAAAACCAAAGUUGAUCCGAAAUCACCAAAAUCGAAAACUCCAAAGACUCCUCGAACUCCAAAAGCGAAGAUUGAGAAAGGUGAGAAUGGAGAGAAAGGUGCUAAUGGAGUUUGGACAAGUGAGAAAAAAGGAGAAUUCAUGGAUGAGAUCAUUGCUGUUGGAUAUAAGAAUGCCGAUCUGGAUUCUUUAGCCACUAAACUCGGAAUGAACAAACGUCAAUUAAUCGAUCAACUCGUUCCCAAUCGUUCCAACCUUCGAGGAAGAGCCGUCAAAGCUAUCUCAGUAGAUUAA
This is a messenger RNA of Tremella mesenterica DSM 1558, 399 nucleotides long. RefSeq lists its product as uncharacterized. NCBI's taxonomy places the organism in Eukaryota, Fungi, Basidiomycota, Tremellomycetes, Tremellales, Tremellaceae. The coding region runs from base 1 to 399 and encodes 132 amino acids. The record is from RefSeq and is a predicted model, not a curated record. The transcript has 2 exons.